This is a messenger RNA of Morone saxatilis (striped sea-bass), 552 nucleotides long. Its product is annotated as acanthoscurrin-1-like. The transcript has a single exon. The coding region runs from base 1 to 552 and encodes 183 amino acids. The record is from RefSeq and is a predicted model, not a curated record. Lineage: Eukaryota; Metazoa; Chordata; Actinopteri; Moronidae.
AUGUCGGGCCUGCAGAAACUCCCCCUCACAGUGACCCUCUGCCUGCUGCUCCUCGCCACACUGUUACCCAGCUCUGAGGCGCGCCGUGGUUUUGGAGGUGGCGGCCGAGGUGGUGGAGGACUCUUUGGCCGGGGCCGGGGCUGGGGGGGUGGUGGUGGUGGUCAGGCCUAUAGACCCAUCCAGAGCAGCGGCCCCAGUGCGGGGAAGAUAGCCGGGGCAGCUGCAGCCGGGGCCGUAGGAGGAGCAAUGGUGGGGUCUGCCCUGAGCCGCCCUGGGUAUGGGUAUGGAGGGUUAGGGGGAUAUGGAAUGGGGUAUGGAGGAUAUGGUGGGGGGUAUGGAGGCUAUGGAGGAGGCUAUGGAGGCUAUGGAGGGGGGUAUGGCCCCCCACGUUACGGAGGUGGCUACGGGCCCAGGCCUGGCUAUGAGGCAGAGGGCUCUGGAGACAUGGAGUACUACACGGCAGCAUCCAGCGGCCCCAUCUACAACAGUAUCAUCGUUGUCAUCGGCUCCCUGAUGUCCUUGCUCAUGGGCCACUGGGUGGCAGUCAUGUAG